AUGCCCGCCGCAACCGACGCCGCCCAGGCCAAGGGCGAAAGCGACUGCGACAGCGAGGCGACGCUGAAGCUCGCGGGGCCGAACGAUGAUAGCUUGCACGCUGCUAUGAUUGCCGACCUCGGCUUGGGCAGCGGGCAGGCAAGUGGCGCCGCGGCGGGCGGCGCCGAGGGAGGCGGCGCCGCGGCGGGCGGCGCCGAGGGAGGCGACGCAGCGGCUGGCGACGCCGAGGGAGGCGACGCCGCGGCGGCAGGCAGCGCGGGCGGCGCCGCGGCGGCAGGCAGCGCGACGGGCGACGCCGCGGCGACAGGCUGCGCGGGCGAUGCCGCGGUCGACGCAGGCAGCGCGGGCGACGCCGCGGCCGCUGCAGGCGUCGUGAGCGACGCCGCGACGCCGCCGACGGCCAAGGAGAAGGCGAAGGCUGCAGAUGCGGCGGCCCAGCACGCGGCGAAGGGCAAGGCUAAGGGCAAAGCCAUGUCGGCGCCGAAGCCACCGCCCAAGGAGGCCGCAGCCAAG
Molecule: messenger RNA, 513 nt
Organism: Prorocentrum cordatum
Lineage: Eukaryota; Dinophyceae; Prorocentrales; Prorocentraceae
Source: the annotation of a GenBank genome assembly